Monomorium pharaonis (pharaoh ant) is the source of this 858-nucleotide messenger RNA. Its product is annotated as histone-lysine N-methyltransferase, H3 lysine-79 specific-like. The record is from RefSeq and is a predicted model, not a curated record. The transcript has a single exon. Bases 1 to 858 code for a protein of 285 amino acids. Lineage: Eukaryota; Metazoa; Arthropoda; Insecta; Hymenoptera; Formicidae.
AUGGCGAGAACGGGAGAAGAAGAGAAGAAAGAGGGGAGGAAAGGAAGAGGCGGAAGGACAGGUGCGAGGAGAACUGGUGACAGGAAACGAGAAGAAGAGAAGAGGAGGAGAGGCGAGAGAGUAAGGCGAGAAGUGAGAAGGAAAGAAGCAGCCAGGAUGGAAGGAGAGAGGAGAAAGGACAGGCAGGAGGAGAUGGCAAGGAGGAGAGAAAGAGCGCAAGGAGAGCAGAGGAGAAAAACAGAGAUGGGAAUAGGGAUAUUGGGGGUAAAAUGGGGGAGUGAGAUAGAAGCAUGGAAAAGGGUGGAAAGGGAAAUGGAGAAGAGGAUGAGGGAGAGGGCGGAGAAAGAGGGGUGGGAAAGGAUGAAGGGAGCAGAGAGGGAGAGAAGAAUAAGGGAGGUAAGAAGAAGAAACAUAAUAUGGAAGGGAGUGGAGGGGGAAGGGGCGAUAGAAAGAAAGGCGAUAAUAGAGGGGAUCAUGAAGAGGGAGCUGGAAAAAGAGGUGGAGAUAGGAAUUGUGACGGAAAGAGUAGAGAAAAAGGGGAUGAUGGUGGUGAUUACGGAGGUGGUAAGGGAAGAGAAUAGAGAUUGGUUGUUAGAGAAAAGGGCCGAGAUUAAGAGUCGCUGGGAAGUGAGGUUAGACGAAGAUCUGUCAAUGGAGGAGAGGAAAAUCAGAUGGAGGAUGCUGGAUAGGGCAAAUGAGGAGAGAAAUAAAGGAAAAAAAGUAUACGUGGGGAAUAGAAGUAUGUGGGUGGACGGGGUAGAAUGGGUGUGGAAUAAAGGGAAAGAGUGGGAGAGGAAAAAGGGGGAGGGAACUGAGAGGAGAAAGAGGGUGGAGGAGGAAGAGAAGGGAGGAGAGUAG